AUGGAUACGAUCAACGGUCUAGGAGAUGAUAUCAUCUGCCACAUUCUCUCUUACCUUCCGACAAAAGAAGCUGCUUUAACAUCUGUCCUCUCAAAGCGAUGGCGUAAUCUCUUUGUCUUGACGCCAAACCUUCAUUUAGACGAUCACCACCAAGUUAGUGAUCAUGGAGAAGACUUCAUCGAUUUUGUGGACAGAGUAUUGGCUGUGUCAAACGAUCUCCCACUAACCCUAAAGAAGAGUAUCUCCAUAAAAUGUCGAAAGAGUGUCGAAGACGACACUGGUCAUGUCACUCGCUGGUUGACUAACGUUCUGAAACUUGGCGUUCAGUAUCUUGAUAUAGAAGUAAUCGCUGAUGAUGUGGUUUUGAUGCCUCUCGAGAUCUUCACUUGCAAUACAAUUGUUGAGCUGAAACUAACAAAAGGAUUCGACGCUAUGAUUCCUGAUAGUGAUGUUUCUCUUCCAUCGCUCAAGACUCUCUAUCUUGAAUCGGUUUAUUUCUACAACAGUGGUUACUGUGUUUUGGAGAAGCUUCUUUCUUCUUGCCCUUUGCUUGAGGAACUAACCACUCGUAGUGCGAGAUGGCAGAAUGGGAAAUGUUGCCCCAACGUGUCCUCUUCGACACUUAAGAAGCUUACUAUCGAGGUUUGUGACGCUCUUGAUUAUUGGGACAUUACUUUCGACACUCCCAGUCUUGUCUACUUGGAAUACUCUGAUUUAGUUCCAAGAGCGUUAACAGUUGUGAAUCUUGAGUCCCUUGUUGAAGCUAAGCUUGAUCUCCAUGUAGAGGCAUUGUCUAGCAAUCCAACAAAUCUCAUCAAGGAGUUAAGAAAUGUUGAGUUCUUGGAGAUAUUAUCUGUUCGUACUUGGGAGAUGUUUUGUAUGUUCCGUGAAGUAAUCCCUGUGUUCAUCAACCUGUCUCGUUUAACUAUUACAAUUGAUUUCCCUGACGACGAUUGGGAGUUUCUGCCGAUACUUGUAGGAAAAUCUCCAAAUCUACACACACUCGUCAUCAAGGGUACAUUGUUCGUUGAUAGAUAUGAACGAGAAUAUGAUUAUGGAUCGUCAUGUCCCGUGAAAGUAUUGAAGAUAACUGAGUAUGGAGGAGAAACUGGUGAGCUAGAGCAAAUGAAGCUUUUCCUAGAGAAACUGUCGUCGUCACUUGAGCUCGUCAAAGUUCUUGCAUAUGCAACAAACGACAAGGAAAAGUCUCGUAUUACCAAAGAUCUGCUCAAGAUUCCUAGAUCUUCCAAGUGCAAUAUCAAGAUUAUGUUUUGCGAGAAAGCAAGACCUCGAAAACGUUUUUCCAGAAAAGUCUAA
Messenger RNA from Eutrema salsugineum, 1317 nucleotides. Its product is annotated as F-box protein At4g22280. NCBI's taxonomy places the organism in Eukaryota, Viridiplantae, Streptophyta, Magnoliopsida, Brassicales, Brassicaceae. The record is from RefSeq and is a predicted model, not a curated record. The transcript has 3 exons. Gene Ontology annotation, molecular function: protein binding. Bases 1 to 1317 code for a protein of 438 amino acids.